Argentina anserina (silverweed cinquefoil) is the source of this 576-nucleotide messenger RNA. Its product is annotated as NADH dehydrogenase [ubiquinone] 1 alpha subcomplex subunit 2. Bases 4 to 300 code for a protein of 98 amino acids. The record is from RefSeq and is a predicted model, not a curated record. Lineage: Eukaryota; Viridiplantae; Streptophyta; Magnoliopsida; Rosales; Rosaceae. The transcript has 3 exons.
AAAAUGGCAUGGAGGGGAAAUCUGUCUCGGAACUUAAAGGAGCUGAGGAUCCUACUCUGCCAGUCUUCUCCUUCUAGCGCCACCACCAGAACAUUUGUGGAGAAGAACUACAAGGAUCUCAAGAAGUUGAACCCCAAAUUGCCCAUCUUGAUUCGCGAGAGCAGUGGGAUUGAGCCCCAGCUUUGGGCUAGAUAUGACUUGGGUGUUGAGAGGGGUGUCCGGCUGGAAGGUUUGACAGAACAACAGAUCUCAAAAGCACUUGAGGACCUUGUCAAAGUGGGGGAGUCUCUUAAAGCCUGAUGUGAUGAUAAUCUCAAAAGAAAUAAGAUAUGCAUCUUCCCAGGAAAAUCUAUCUUAUGACCACAUUUCUUCAAAUCAGUUGUGUAAGUUGAUUAUUUGGGUACCGAGCAAUGCUUGUUCUGUAGUUUAAAUAAGACGUGUACUUCUGUCUUACAUUAAGAAUGUACGACGAAAAAUCUUCCAAGAGGAAGUAACUCUGCUUAUUUUGUACUUCCUGAUUGAUAUGGUGCUUACGGCAAUGCUCGAUGUGCAACAUGGAGAUUCGAAAAUUCUUUA